Verticillium dahliae VdLs.17 is the source of this 393-nucleotide messenger RNA. Its product is annotated as small nuclear ribonucleoprotein. The coding region runs from base 1 to 393 and encodes 130 amino acids. The transcript has 2 exons. Gene Ontology annotation, biological process: mRNA splicing, via spliceosome; nuclear-transcribed mRNA catabolic process; spliceosomal snRNP assembly. The record is from RefSeq and is a predicted model, not a curated record. Gene Ontology annotation, cellular component: P-body; U6 snRNP; spliceosomal tri-snRNP complex. Lineage: Eukaryota; Fungi; Ascomycota; Sordariomycetes; Glomerellales; Plectosphaerellaceae. Gene Ontology annotation, molecular function: U6 snRNA binding.
AUGCUCGUCGAGCUCAAGAACGGCGAGACCCUCAACGGCCACCUCGUCAUGUGCGACACGUGGAUGAACCUCACGCUGAAGGAGGUCGUCCAGACGAGUCCCGAAGGCGACAAGUUUGUCAAGAUUCCCGAGGUAUACGUCAAGGGGAACAACGUGCGUACACAUCUCUGUUUAUUCAUUCGCUCAAGCGCAAACGCAAAGCUGAUCGCCGGACUACAGAUCAAGUACCUCCGCGUACCGGACGACAUUUCCGACAUUGUCAAGGAGAACCAGCAGAACAACCAAGGCGGAUUCAGAGGCGGACGCGGCGGCGGGAGGGGCGAUCACCGCGGCGGCGACCGCGGCAGGGGACGGGGACAGGGCCGUGGCAGGGGGAGGGGGCGCGGCGCUUGA